CUAAGUCUAUAUAAGGGACCAAGCUCCGUACUGUCUGUAUCAUCACUCUUCUUCUUCUUACAUACAAAAACAGACAGAGAGAGAAUGGCGAGUUGCAGAGUGCCGGAUGUGGUUCCUUCUCCAGUGGAAGACGCUGAGCAGCUCAGGAAAGCUUUUGCAGGAUGGGGCACAAAUGAGGGAUUGAUCAUAUCCAUACUGACUCACAGGAAUGCAGCUCAGAGAAAAUUAAUUCAGCAGGCAUAUGCCGAAACCUAUGGGGAAGAUCUUCUCAAGUCGUUUGACAAAGAACUCUCAAGUGAUUUUGAGAGGGCUGUGGUGCUGUGGACUCUGGCUCCUGCUGAGAGAGAUGCAUUUUUGGCUAAUGAAUCUACGAAGUUGUUGACUAAAAACUAUUGGAUACUCUUGGAAAUAGCUACAACUAGGUCUUCACAUGACCUGUACCAGGUAAAGGUGGCGUAUCAUGCCCGUUACAAGAAAUCCCUUGAAGAAGAUGUUGCAUAUCACACAUCUGGAGAUGUCCGCAAGCUUUUGGUUCCCCUUUUGAGCACUUUCCGAUAUGAGGGAGAUGAGAUUAACGUGCCCUUGUCAAAGAAAGAAGCUAAGAUACUUCAUGAGAAAAUCUCAGACAAAGCCUACAAUGAUGAGGAGCUCAUCAGGAUCCUCACUACCAGGAGCAAAGCACAGCUGAAUGCAACCCUCAAUCAGUACAACAACGAGUUUGGAAACGCCAUUAACAAGGAUUUGAAGGCUGACAAAGAUGAUGAGUUCCUCAAACUACUAAGACAAACAAUCAAAAGCUUGACCUUCCCUGAGAAAUACUUUGAGAAGGUUCUUCGACUGGCCAUCAACAAGCAUGGGACAGACGAAGGGGCGCUUACUAGAGUUAUUACCACCCGGGCAGAGGUUGACUUGCAGCGCAUCAAAGAAGAAUACUACCGGAGGAACAGCGUUCAUUUGGACCACGCAAUUGUCAAGGACACUUCCGGAGACUAUGAGAAGUUUCUUGUGGAACUGGUUGGACAUGCAGAUGCUUGAGUAAUGCUGCUGAUCCCAUAAGGGUUACAAACCCAGUGAAUGUUAUUCUCUAUGAGUUAUCUUUCUUUGCUUGAGUGUGGUUUUUAUUUAUUUAUUUUCUCUGGUUUUGUGUGGAGUUUGUUGAAUAAAUCUUGCUAGUACGUUGAAAGUAAGGAUUGUGGAUGGAUUUUUGUUGUGUAUGUUCUUGUUUUUGGCUAAACGAGUUUUUAUUUAUUUAA
Pyrus x bretschneideri (Chinese white pear) is the source of this 1253-nucleotide messenger RNA. Its product is annotated as annexin D2. Gene Ontology annotation, molecular function: calcium-dependent phospholipid binding; calcium ion binding. Gene Ontology annotation, cellular component: cytosol; cytoplasm. The transcript has 5 exons. The record is from RefSeq and is a predicted model, not a curated record. The coding region runs from base 85 to 1035 and encodes 316 amino acids. NCBI's taxonomy places the organism in Eukaryota, Viridiplantae, Streptophyta, Magnoliopsida, Rosales, Rosaceae.